AUGGUAACUUUUGUACAACUUUUACAACAUAAAACUUCUACCAAAUCUACUUUACUAUCCUCUGAUGAUAAAUCUGAUUCAAGUAUAAUUAAAGAAAAUAAACCUAUGAAAGUUCAUGUUUUACGUCUUAUUGAGCUUACACAACGCAUGUCAGCGGUGAUGAAGUUUAAUGAAAUCUCAGAGACUAUUUUACACGAUCCAAUCAUGAACAUGUUCUCUGUACUUAGUCAAAUUAGUUCGAUGAAGGUUAAUGCCAAAUUAGCUGUUGCCGCUCCAAAGGACUUUUGUCAAGAAAUUACUGAAAAUAUACAAGAUUAUGAUAUUAAUUUGGUAAUAAUUCCAUGGGAUGGUGCAGGUGAAAUAGUAGAUACACCAAUUGAAAAUGAAGAUAAUACACUACGUGAGAAAAAACAUACAAGCCCACAACGUGGGCGUGUUUGUUUUGGUAGUACUGAUAACACAUAUACACUUUCUAAUUCUAUGGGUUAUCUUAAUGUAUUUAUGCCUUUCUUUGGUGGUGCUGAUGAUCAUGAGGCGCUCACUUUCGUUUUUAGGCUACUCGAAUAUCCAAAUGUCAACAUAACAGUUUUUAGAAUAAUAAAAUCAGAACAGCCCACAGAAAACGAUGUCACGUUAAAACCUUCCGGGAUUUUAAAUGUUGAUGAGAAAGAAAGUUCUUCACUUAAUCGACGAAUUUCAACCAUUACUAUUAGUGAAGCUACUGCACAUCAGGAAAAUGAAGAGGACGAAUCUUUUUUGGAAAAAUACUUAAAAUCAAAAUCCGGUUAUCCUGCGAGAAAUGCACGUAUAAGUUAUCAAGAAAUAUCAUCUUAUACACCAAUACAAACUGCUGUUGAAUAUGCUAAAAAAGUAGUCAGUAGAAAGGAUUUAGUUAUUGUAGGACGUAAUCGUCAUUCAUAA
Messenger RNA from Dentiscutata erythropus, 921 nucleotides. NCBI's taxonomy places the organism in Eukaryota, Fungi, Glomeromycota, Glomeromycetes, Diversisporales, Gigasporaceae. The record is from the annotation of a GenBank genome assembly.